Messenger RNA from Platichthys flesus (European flounder), 2964 nucleotides. RefSeq names its product 6-phosphofructo-2-kinase/fructose-2,6-biphosphatase 4b (gene pfkfb4b). The transcript has 14 exons. Gene Ontology annotation, cellular component: cytosol. Gene Ontology annotation, biological process: fructose metabolic process; fructose 2,6-bisphosphate metabolic process. The record is from RefSeq and is a predicted model, not a curated record. The coding region runs from base 72 to 1496 and encodes 474 amino acids. Gene Ontology annotation, molecular function: fructose-2,6-bisphosphate 2-phosphatase activity; ATP binding; 6-phosphofructo-2-kinase activity. Lineage: Eukaryota; Metazoa; Chordata; Actinopteri; Pleuronectiformes; Pleuronectidae.
UCAGUCUGCCGGGUCUGCAGCCCCCCGCCUCAUUCAGUGUGUGUGCUCAGGUUAGGAGGGGGACAUCCAGCAUGUUGGACAACGAGGACUUCGUGUCGAACACUUCCCCGCGGGAGCUCACUCAGAACCCGCUCCAGAAGAUCUGGAUGCCGUGUCAAAACGGCCACAUAGCGCAGAGACGGGUCUGUAUGACCAAUUGCCCGACGCUCAUUGUGACUGUGGGACUUCCAGCCCGAGGGAAGACUUACAUUUCGAAGAAGCUCACACGCUACUUGAACUGGAUCGGUGUGCCAACCAAAGAGUUCAAUGUCGGCCAGUAUCGGAGGGAGUGUCUGAAGAUCUACAAGUCCUUUGAGUUUUUCCGUCCAGAUAAUGAAGAAGGUUUAAAAAUCAGACGUCACUGUGCAAUGGCAGCUCUCAAUGAUGUUCGGCAGUACCUGUGUGUUGAAGGAGGGCAGGUGGCGGUCUUUGAUGCCACAAAUACAACAAGAGAAAGAAGAGGAACCAUCGUGAAGUUCGCCGAUCAGAACGGGUUCAAGGUGUUUUUUGUGGAGUCUGUGUGUGAGGACCCAGAUGUCAUUGCACAAAAUAUAGUGCAAGUGAAGUUGGGAAGCCCAGACUACAUUCACUGCAACACAGAGGAGGCCGUCGAGGAUUUCAUGGAGAGAAUCAAAUGUUACGAGUCGUCCUACCAGCCUCUGGAUGAGGCUCUGGACAGGGACCUGUCCUACAUAAAGAUCAUUGACGUGGGCCGUCAAUACCUGGUGAACCGUGUUGCUGAUCACAUCCAGAGUCGAAUCGUCUACUACCUGAUGAACAUCCACAUUACGCCACGCUCCAUCUACCUGUGUCGUCACGGCGAGAGUGACCUCAAUAUCAAGGGACGCAUCGGGGGAGACUCUGGUUUGUCUAACAGAGGGAAAGAGUUUGCCAAAAGUCUGAGGAAAUUCCUCCAGGAGCAGAAUAUCAAAGAACUGAAGGUGUGGACCAGCCAGAUGAAGAGGACAAUCCAGACCGCAGAGUGCCUUGGAGUGCCAUACGAACAGUGGAAGCCUCUCAACGAAAUAGAUGCUGGCGUGUGUGAGGAAAUGAAGUACGAAGAGAUUCAAGAGCAUUACCCCCUGGAGUUCGCACUGAGAGACCAAGACAAGUACCGCUACCGCUAUCCUAAAGGAGAGUCCUAUGAAGACCUGGUGCAGCGACUGGAGCCGGUGAUCAUGGAGUUGGAGAGACAAGAGAACAUUCUGGUGAUUUGUCACCAAGCAGUGAUGCGCUGUCUUCUUGCAUAUUUCCUGGACAAGUCUGCAGAUGAGUUGCCUUAUCUUAAGUGCCCUUUGCACUCAGUAUUAAAGUUGACCCCCAUGGCUUACGGAUGUAAAGUGGAGUCUGUCUAUUUAAGCGUGGAUGCUGUGAACACCCACAGAGACAGACCAGAGAAUGUGACGGUGCUCCGCAGCACCGAAGACGCCCUGCUAACAGUCCCAGCUCACUUCUGAUCUCCCGCACUUCCUGUUACAGCUGAGACCUCGUCCGACAGAGUCAUCGUAACGGUGAUGCUCCCCAUCUGUCACUGAUCCGGAGAAAUGAGCAUCUCCCCAGACUUCAACUAUAAAGCACUUUGAGUAAAUACGAUCCAUUUUUAUACAUCUGUUUGCUGUGAACUGUAAUGGUCCUGUAGCCCGAAAACGCCAAUAUUUUUUUAUAUGUAGUUUAGUUGUCCUUGUAAUAUUCCCUUCACUUUGUCCGUCUUUUCUAGUGGAUUUUGUUUAAAUCUACUUUUUGGGCUCUUUGUAUAUCGCCAGGUGCUUUCUGUGUUUGUGAUGUUUUCCCUUGUAUGAGGAACAUGUACUAUAACCCCCAAAACACCUUUGAUCAAUGUCCUUAAUCCCUGAAGGAACAAACGAAUAUUUACAUUUUUGUAAAAGAAGAACAUCUUUUUCCUGGUUAUCAAUUUAUAGUUUAAAAAAGAACCAGCUUGUUUGUUGGGUUUGCCUACUUUGAUUUCAGCUGGUAAAAAACAUUCCAAAGGUGCAAACAAAAAAAAGUCACCUUAAAAAGUGGAACUAGCAUUAUAAAUGCAACCAUUUUCUGACAUAUGUGCAGUGAACAGUCCAUUUGUUAGUUACACAUAAUGACAAAGCCAAUAUAGGCUGACAUUUUUGUAGAUUUGGAAAAACUCACAUUUCAUUUUUUCAGAAGUAGUCAGAUAUUUUGCUGUGACACUUGAAGUUUAGCUCCUUUAGCAUCUCCUUCAACCUUUGCUUGUCAGAUGUGAGAAGAGGAGUGCGUGUGCAUGUCCAACAAUUUAAUUGACAACAGACAGAAUCAAAUCAAGAUGUAGAAACAUUCCACAUGAAACACUUCAUGGGAUAUUUCGGUUUUUACUUUUUAGUACAUUUGAAAACCCUUAAAAUUGAGUCUAGAUUGAAGCAAGAAAAUGUUUUUUUAUUCAGCAUGAGGCUGGGCAAGACAAAAUAUGUAGUGAAGGAGUAGUGAACUUUCUGAAUGCCCUGCAGCUCCUGCUCUUUAAUUCAAACAGACUUCAGAAAAAGGAACCUUAUUGGGUUUCAGUCUUUAAGAAAUUAAGUAAAAGUUAUAUCACAAAUCUUCAGUCAUAAGUGUGACACUUAACACUGUACGACUAAUAAUAUAUAAUAAUUCUAUCAUCAAUCAAGUACCUGGUUGUAUUUGGAUUAUAAAAUAAGGUACAGUAUACACUGUACAUGCACGUUUGUUUGACGUAAGUUGUGUGUGAAAAUAAUAUGUAUUAUAUUUGUCUUUUUUGAAAAGUGUACACUUUCUGUAAUAUUUUACAUUUGAUAUUGUAUAUAACAGAAAAAUAUUCUCAAUGCCUUGUUUGUGGUCAGACGUCAUGAUCUCAAUAAACCAGUGAUGUUUAUGGAGAGAGACAGAGCUGCUGUCAAUAAAACCACAACAGAUUAAAAAAAGAAAUCACCAAAAUAC